Molecule: messenger RNA, 1403 nt
Organism: Acomys russatus (golden spiny mouse)
Lineage: Eukaryota; Metazoa; Chordata; Mammalia; Rodentia; Muridae
Gene: Rerg
Product: RAS like estrogen regulated growth inhibitor
Exons: 4
Coding region: 214-813 (199 amino acids)
Molecular function (GO): GTPase activity; GTP binding
Source: RefSeq, a predicted model, not a curated record
CAGGAAAAGAGACGAAGACAAAGGGUGACCGGUGUGCACCCGAUGCUUCAUGGGUACGGAUUCAUUUCUCAUCGCUCAGAAUUCCAACUCUCUGUUCUCUUAAGGAUUGUGAACCCUUCCAUGAUUGACAAUGACGCAGUGGAGCUAAAGGCCGCCACCCAAACUGUCUGCUCACAUCCGGAGUCUAAACAGUAAGGCCGAUCACCAGCAACCAUGGCUAAGAGCGCAGAGGUCAAACUGGCCAUAUUUGGGAGAGCAGGCGUGGGCAAGUCAGCUAUCGUAGUGAGAUUUCUGACCAAACGAUUCAUCUGGGAAUAUGAUCCAACCCUCGAAUCGACCUACCGACACCAGGCGACCAUCGAUGAUGAACUUGUUUCUAUGGAGAUCCUAGACACCGCUGGCCAGGAAGACACUAUCCAGAGGGAAGGGCACAUGCGCUGGGGGGAAGGCUUCGUGCUGGUCUACGAUAUCACUGAUAGAGGGAGCUUUGAAGAAGUGCUGCCGCUGAAGAACGUCUUAGAUGAAAUCAAAAAGCCCAAAAACGUAACUCUCAUCUUGGUCGGAAACAAAGCAGACUUGGACCACUCCAGACAAGUGAGCACAGAAGAAGGGGAGAAGCUGGCUACAGAACUGGCUUGUGCGUUUUACGAAUGUUCGGCCUGCACGGGAGAAGGGAACAUCGCCGAGGUAUUCUAUGAGCUCUGUCGCGAGGUGCGUCGCAGGAGGAUGGUGCAAGGCAAGACAAGGCGACGCAGCUCCACCACACACGUCAAGCAAGCGAUUAACAAGAUGCUCACCAAAAUCAGUAGUUAGAGGCCCUGCCAAGGUGUGCCGAAAAAUGGGAAGUCCUUCCUGGCUCUUCUUUUGCCCUUCCAAACACGAGCAAAGUAUUCUAUUCCUUAUUCUGACUUUGGGAAACGUCAGGGUUUCUCCCGGUUUCCGGUCUGCUUUCUGCUGGGACGUUCUCGAGUGUCUUCUGUGGUCCCAUGCUGUGACGGUCUCUCCUUUUCCUGCUUGCGUAGGAUCCGUGCUAGAGUAGUUUGAAGUUGUAACCACCAAAGAUGCUGCAGUGGCUGGGUUCGUGGACGCUAACUUUAGGCUUAAAUGAGGUGAAGUCUUUUCAAAGGCAGUUUAGGAUUCUGCUUCUUGUGGAAGACUACAAAGGUCACCAUAGGUUUUGGGAUGUCUGCUGAGGAGUUGAGAAGGUAGCUGAGUGGUUGGAGUGGGGAACAGAACUCUAGUUCCCAUUUGAAGUGAGGUUUUAUUAUUGAUGUUGUUAUUGUUAUCUUUCUUAAAUUAUGCAGUUUUUCUUUAUUUCAUUUUUAGGUUGAAAUGUUAUCACAGAUUUUUGUUUUUGUAAUGUAACUGUCCAUUUCAAUUCAAGUUGGUUCUCUCACUGAUCU